Kazachstania africana CBS 2517 is the source of this 1617-nucleotide messenger RNA. RefSeq names its product Afr1p (gene AFR1). The transcript has a single exon. The record is from RefSeq and is a predicted model, not a curated record. NCBI's taxonomy places the organism in Eukaryota, Fungi, Ascomycota, Saccharomycetes, Saccharomycetales, Saccharomycetaceae. Bases 1 to 1617 code for a protein of 538 amino acids.
AUGAGUAUACCAAAUAACUUUCAACGCAAUAUGAUCCCUAGAAGUAGUUCUACUUCAGACUUAAUUUCUUUCGCAGAUGCCGUCCAUCCGUACUCACAUAUUAGUCAAACCAAGUCGAGAAGACUUCGCCGCCAUUCAUCCCUGACUACAAAUUCAUUCGCAUAUUCAAACAUGACAACCGAAAGAUCUUCUUCUUUGUCACUAACAGAAGAGAGACCAUCCAUCGAGGAUUCUCGUAGAAGGUUUUACAAACAAAAGAGAGUCCCUAUAAGACAGUUGACGCCACAUGAGAUGCAAAAAAUCAAAAUGCAAUCAUCCUUUCAAUUCCCCAAUGGCGAGAGUUUUACCCCAAGAAAACAAUCUCGCCAGCUACAAAGUGAAACUCAGGAAGUAAAGUCGAACUCAAGACAGGCAGAUAUAUCCCUUGAACAGAUACCAAAAAGAAAUGAUGGUCCUAACGUGUUCUUCAACUCACCUGCAUCUUCAAAAACGAGUACAGACACCGAAAAUAGUAUGAUGUCAGGUAAUGAUAGUAAUGAAACAAUACCCAGUUUGGAGAAUGACGAAACAACACUGCUGACGUCAUUAAAACCUUUAAUUCUAGAUAGCAAACAAAUAGCCACUUUCAAAACAACAGAACCAAGGUGCCCCGAGAGGAAAAUAAAACGUACUUUAAAAUCAAACGAAUACACUGGGCAGGCUCGAUCGACAUCACACCAAAGGACAAAAGCUAAUACCCAAUCCGUACCUAGCCACACAGUAUCUAACCAUAACACAUCUAAUCUUGGUUCGUUCUUCAAGAGAAUCUGGGAUCCAUUCUCCAAGAAGGAAGUGCGGCCAUCAAAGAAGGAUGGCAAGAGAAACAAUAUAAAAGCGCAGCGUAAAUUAAAAGUACCAAAGCCUGAAGAAAAGGUGGAAAAACGGGAGUCUUUCUCUUUACUUCAAACGAACAUAGAUGAUACUGAUGAAUUGAUGAACGCAGACCUGAUCUUUGACAGUAUUCUGCUCAAAUUAUCUUCGACCGAGAGGUCGUUCAAACUUCCCAACACCAGAUACUCUAAACAAAAAGAUAAUCAAAGAAAUGAUACCCUGAUGGAAAUUAAAGACUAUAUAACUGAAGAUGAGAAAGAGUCGGAUAUAAUUCUUGAUUAUGACAUUAUAAAUGAAUUUUCUAAGCUAGGAAAUCUUAUAAGUGUCAUUCCCGAGGAAAAUACCCAAGAAGCUCCUCUAGUACCCCCUCCUAGGUCAAGUAGUCGCCCAACUCUUGAAAGCAAAGAACAAGCGAGUAGAUUUUACAAUCACUUUAGAUUAACUGAGUUUGCCGAGAGACUUCAAGAGCAUUGGCCAGUAAUUCACAUAAACGAAAUGCCGCAAAAGACGAAUGCAGAUCAUAAAAGAGAACUAAGGUUUAGCGAAGAAAUUUAUUUAUAUGAAACAUGGUCAUCUUUUGAAUAUGAGAGAUGUAGCAAGAAGUUCAAAGAAAGAAUGAUCUUUCUAAUGUCAGGCCAGAACAAUUUCCAAUUUUUCGAAGAGGUAAAAAUGGAACUAAAUACUUUCAAGAAGGAUGAAAUGAUUGUUCAUGAGGACUCUGAAUUAUAUACACAUUUUCUAAUGUAA